Molecule: messenger RNA, 2590 nt
Organism: Gasterosteus aculeatus aculeatus (three-spined stickleback)
Lineage: Eukaryota; Metazoa; Chordata; Actinopteri; Perciformes; Gasterosteidae
Source: RefSeq, a predicted model, not a curated record
ACUUCUGUCUGAUUUGGUAAGAAGAUCGAAAUAUUUUCUAUUUCUGAAAAGGAUAAUGGCUAUUUUCGUCAUUUAAUUCAGUAUUCAUGGAAGGAAGCUCCCUUCAGGCAGGUAAUCAUAAGCCGUUGGCUGGAAUGUAACUUAUAAAACACCUCAUUUAACCCUCAAGCAGACUGGUGACGUGGACAUCUCUGACUACCUACUUUUUUGAUGAAAAAAAACCUAUGAAAUCGAACGAGGACAUAUUAACUUAUUGACAGCAGGGUGUGUCGUGGGUACGUUGCAUCCUAACAGGUAGAUCUGGUCAGGCAGGUGGAGGAACAGACGCAGUGAAAUGCGCUGUGUCCGUGGACCAAACCUCCACCUCCACUCGCUUCAUUCACAAACCCCCUCCAGUCAGUACGGAACCAGCCGUAGACGUUAGCGAGCCGAUUCGCAGACUGGUGCCGGUGCAGCUCGCGCACCGUCGAUAGAAAGCAGUAAAACGGCCCGAGUGUCGCGCUGCGCCGCGCACGCGCCCAACAACGCACGUUGGUCGGAACAAGGAAGUUAAUUCACCUGCGCCGCUGUCCGGACCCGCUGAACCCUUCAACCAGACAUCACAGCGACAACCCGACAUGGCAGCAGCCGAAGAGGAGAGAACGAAGCCCGGCGAAGAGGAGAAGCAGCCACCGCUGGGCUCUCACACGGAGCCGCCUCCCCCCACGGAGGACCCGCAGCAGCCUCCCCCCACGGAGGACCCGCAGCAGCCUCCCCCCACGGAGGACCUGGGUCACACGGAGCCGCCUCCCCCCACGGAGGACCUGGGUCACACGGAGCCGCCUCCCCCCACGGAGGACCCGCAGCAGCCUCCCCCCACGGAGGACCCGCAGCAGCCUCCCCCCACGGAGGACCUGGGUCACACGGAGCCGCCUCCCCCCACGGAGGACCCGCAGCAGCCUCCCCCCACGGAGGACACGGAGCCGCCCGAGGGCCCGGAGGAGCGGGCAGCGGAGGUCGGAGCCGCCCGCCCCCCGCGGGGUGACUCCUCCGUGGAGCCCUCUCUGCAACAUUUUAAGAUAAGAAGAUUCUUCGUGCUGAGGCCUGGCACACUGGAACAGGGCAUCAAAGACGUGAAAGCUCUGGUGGAGGAGGAAGUCGAUGGCAGCGUUCACAGUGUUUGGCUGAUGGCAGAGGUGGAUCACUGGAACAAUGAAAAAGAGCGCCUCGUCCUCAUCACGGACAACUCUCUGUUGGUCUUCAAGUACAACUUCGUCUUGUUCAAUUGUGAGCAUAUCCAUAGGAUCCCACUGAACAUUAUAGACCGCAUCUCCCACGGUCCCUUCAGCUUCCCCAAGCACUCCCUGCUUCAGAGGGGGGGGGAGGGACUGCGGCUCUUCUGGGACCGGCAGAGGGAGCCCUCCUUUACCUCCAGGUGGAACCCCUUCGCCAUUGACUUCCCCUUCAUCACCUUCAUCAACCACCCCGUGAUGAGUCUCAGCGACACGUUCGCUGAAAUGUGCCAUAUUGAGAACUUUCAAGAGCAGAUCAAGGAGGCGGCGCAGAAAGCGCACGUCAUGAAGCCGUUUCCUGGGAAGGCCAACGGCGUCCUGGUCCUCAAGCAGCCGAUCCACACCGAUGCCUACGUGGGCCUCAUGUCUUUCAUCGGGAACCAGAACAAACUGGGAUACUGCAUGGCUCGAGGAAACCUCGGCUUCUAGCCCCGUCUGCUUCUUCGUGUAAUAGUUUUGCUGUCGCUCAAAUAGUUGAAGGAGAUUAUUAAGCCCUGGAUUCAUGUUUGUACGUUGGUUCCGUCAGACCCUCUCAGGACGGACCAAAGACGUUUGCAUUUUGGGAUUUGCUUUGGUGUCGCGUUGAAGGGUGGAUUCUCCCGAUGUUCCGUGUGAGGUUUAAACAACCCUGUGAUCUCCCCCUCUGUUUAUCACCAGUGUGAAGCAUCCUUAUUUAAGCAACCCCCCCCCCCCCCCCCUCAACCCCCCCCGCUGCUCGCAGAGAGCUUUGUGUUUGCUCCUCAGCGCUGUGGUAAUUCAACGGGACUCCUUUCUUCCUCCCCCGGUGUGCCUGUUAAAAAGCUCAUUCUCAUACCGCUGAGAUUCACCGAACACGGGGGGCCAUUUCUGUGCAUGGUUUUAUAGUUUUAUCAUCCGCUGCGUGUUUUUACAGUGCUGGAGUUCCUCCUUGAUGUGUGUGUUUAAUGGGUGUCGCUGCACCUGGUGUGUUGUCACACUUUGUGUAUGGUUCUCUUUUCCUCUGUGGCUGUUUAGUAUUGCGUGUCUUCUUUGCCCUGUUUGUAUUGCUCCAUAACGACCCCAUGUUCAUUCUGAAUAAGAAAGCGUCCUGGAACAUAAAGCCAGUGGUGACCGUUGUCCUUUCAAUGUUAUCACACAUUCGCAAUUUACUGUAACUUAUUCCUUCAUUUUAAAUCUUCUAAAAGAAAAGCUAGAAAUCCAAGUGAGUGGAAAGUGAAAAGGGGAGCUGAUGUCAAAGACAUUUUCUUACAAUCUGCUGGGAUAGAAAAGUUUCUUUUCCAAUGCAAAAUACUUUUUAGAACUCUGCUUAAACACAAAAUGAGAAUAAAAUCUGAGCAGGA